UCCUUAUCGGAGCCACCCUCACUCUCCGCCAUGGAUAGCCUCCGAGCCACUUACAAAGACGAAGAGGAUGAAGAAGACGAGGCACCACCUCCGCCACCAACCACCGCCGCAGCCACCGACGCCGAAUCACCGGAACCCCCUCCCGCCGCCACCAGUACCCCCUCCGACACCCCGACCGAGCCCCCCAACGACGCCCGAUCGGAGCCAGACGACGACCUCUCCGACGACGAGGCCGCCUCCGACGGCUCCAAGAAGUCGCCGAAGUCCGGCCGCGACGAGGGCGACGCCUCCGACGAGGAACCGCCGCCGAAGAAGCAGAAGCCGCUCUCCUCUCUGACGGCGGUGAAGGAGGAAUCGCCGUCUCCUGCGCCUCCGGAGGCGGCGGCCGCCGCUCCGGCGGCGAACGGCGCGGCGCCGAAGAAAUCGAAGAAGAAGAACAACAACGUGUGGGCGACGAAGUCGACGCGGAAGGGGAAGAAGAAGAACAAAGGCAGUAGCAACAACAACAACAACGGCAACAACGCGAACGGCGAGGACAACGUGCUGAUCACGCCGGUGCCGCGGUUCCCGGACAAGAGCGACGACACGUCGGAGAUGAAGAUUUGCCUCUCGAAGGUUUACAAAGCGGAGAAGGUUGAACUGAGCGAGGAUCGAAUGAGUGCGGGGAGCACCAAGGGUUACAGAAUGGUGAGGGCCACGCGCGGGGUCGCGGAGGGCGCGUGGUACUUUGAGAUUAAGGUUUUGAAGUUGGGGGAGAGUGGGCACACGCGCCUUGGGUGGAGCACUGAGAAGGGUGAUUUGCAGGCUCCGGUUGGGUACGAUGGGAACAGUUUCGGGUACAGGGAUAUUGAUGGGAGUAAGAUUCAUAAGGCUCUUAGGGAGAAGUAUGGAGAGGAAGGGUAUAAGGAAGGGGAUGUUAUUGGUUUCUAUAUCAAUUUGCCUGAUGGGGAAAAGUAUGCCCCCAAAGCUCCCCAUAUGGUGUGGUAUAAGGGCCAGCGGUAUGUUUGUGCUCAGGAUUCCAAGGAGGAUCCGCCCCAAGUUGUGCCUGGAAGUGAGAUAUCAUUCUUUAAAAAUGGCAUAUGCCAAGGUGUAGCUUUCAAGGAUCUUCAAGGUGGCCGUUACUAUCCUGCUGCUUCAAUGUUUACUCUUCCCAAUGAACCAAACUGCACAGUCAAGUUCAACUUUGGUCCUGACUUUGAAUGCUUUCCUGAGGAUUUCAAUGAACGGCCUAUUCCCAGGCCAAUGAUUGAAGUUCCUUAUCAUGGUUUUGACAAUCGAGUUGAAAUUGGAGAGGCUAAUGAGAAGAAAUCCUAGAAAGAGUGAUGAGGGUUGCAUUUAUUGUUAAGUUCAUAUGCACAGAUGGAUGGCUUCAUAUUCUACUUCAAUGUUUAGUUGGUAGUAAAAUUGAUUCACAAACAUUUAGAUUAGUGGUGUAAACUUCUGAAAGAGAGAAAUUGGCUACGUGAAAUACAUAAAAAAAUUUCAUGUGUUCAAUCAUAUGUAUUGUAGUUU
This is a messenger RNA of Cajanus cajan (pigeon pea), 1512 nucleotides long. Lineage: Eukaryota; Viridiplantae; Streptophyta; Magnoliopsida; Fabales; Fabaceae. The record is from RefSeq and is a predicted model, not a curated record.